UAAUUCUUGGAUUCCAGCCUACCCCUGCGCCGUCUCUGCUCGCAUAUUCCAUGAACAAAACCCUAAUUCGUUAUGAAAAACAAUGAAAUUGUAUGAAAGAUUUAUGUUCAUAUUGAUCUUAAAUACGAGGGUUUUCAGUCCACUGAACUGAUAAUCAAUAACCCUAUUCAUAAUCCACCCACACUCUGUUUUCCACUUGACACAAUGCGGAAAAUCUUUCAAAAUAACCCAAAACACUUUCUGGGUAUUCACCAAAACACCAUCAAAAGACCCAGAUCUUUAUCUUACAUACCAUCUUCCAUCAAACAAAAUCAGUUCUUGCUGAGUGAAAUCAAGACCAUUCUUCAAUCAGACAACUGGGAAACCAUUCUUUCAGCCUCAAAGGUGCCCAAGAAGCUAAACCCACAUGUAAUUCAAAUGCUUCUUCAAGAAAACCAGGUGGGUAUUCAAUCAAAUGCCAAAAAGAUUACAUUUUUAGCCAUUACUCUAUGUAACCAUCACUUGUAUGGCUGUGUUAGUCUUCUAGUUGAUGAAAUGAUUGCAAUGAGGUUGUCUCCAUUGUGGGUUUUGGAUUCUUUUGUAAGCUGUUAUAAAGAAAGUUUUGGUUCUUCUUGUGUUGAUUUGAAUCACAAGGUGUUUGAGGUUAUUGUUGAUAGGUAUAGAGUAAAGGGGUUGUUAGAUGAAGCUGCUGAGAUUCUUUUGAAAAAUGAUGAGUUUGAACCUAGCCCUUUGUUUUUCAAUUCAUUUUUGAAAGAUUUGAUUAAAGGUAAGAAGUUGGAGCUUUUCUUAAGAGUAUGUGAAGCGAUGCGGGAAAAAGUCGGUUUCUUUGAUGUCUACGCGUAUACUAAUAUGAUCAAAGUUUAUUGUAUGGUGGGAGAUGUAGAGAAAGCAAAAGAGGUGUUUGUUAAGAUGGGUGUGAACGGGUGUGACCCGAAUUCUUUCACGUACAAUGUGAUUAUUGAUGGGUUGUGUAAAACGGGCCGUCUUGAUGAAGCCGUUGAGUUUAAGAAGAGUAUGGUUAAUAAGGGGUUAGUUCCGGAUGUGUUUUUGUAUACCACAUUAGUUAACUGUUUUUGCAAAAUGAAGAGAUGGGAAGAUGCAAGAACGGUGUUGAGUGAGAUGCGUGAUGCGGGUGUGGAGCCGAAUGUGGUGACGUAUAACGCGUUAGUUAAUGGGUUCAUGUCGGAAGGCGAUGUGGAAGCGGCGUUUAGGGUUAAAGACGAGAUGGCCGCUAGUUGUGUUGGUGCAAAUUUGGUUUGUUAUAAUACGCUUCUUCAUUGGCUAUGCAAGAUGCAUAAGAUGGAUAGAGUACACGAGUUAAUAAACGAGAUGAUAAGUUUAGGCAUGAAACUAGAUUUUAGAACGUAUACCUCGUUGAUUCAUGGGUAUUGUAAAGCGAAGCGAAUGAAUGAUGCUUUUGCAGUUGUGGAAGAGAUGAAGAAGCUUGAUUUGCAACCGAAUGCAAAAAGUUACGGUCUUUUAAUCAUUGGAUUAUGUCACACUCUAGAUCUUGAAAAGGCGGAAGCACUUAUGUUGGAACCGAGUGUGAAGAAUCUCAAACUCGAUCAUGUAGUUUACGAGACCCUUCUAAGCGCUUGUUCAAAAGUAAACGAUUACAGAAAGUCGAAAAAAGUUUUGGAGGUGAUGAAGGAGAACGCUAUAGUCCCAAAUGAGAUUUGUUACGGAAACGUUAUCGGAUGCCUUUGCAGAGUUAAGAAAAUGGAAGAAGCGAGAUUUUACAUGAAUGAAAUGAUGGAUCACGGUUUAGAGCCAAACGCUCACAUAUUUGGAGCGUUAGUCAACGCCUAUUGCAAGUUAGGAGAAUUAAACGUUGCAAAUAAGUACUUUUACGCAGUGCUAGGACGUGGUUUAGUCCCGUUAAUUUCAACUUACGAAAUUUUAAUUCAAGAAAACUGUAAAAGUGCCAACUUAAUCGACGCGUUCUCCGUUUUUCGAUUCGUGCUAUCCAGAAAGUUCUUUUCCGUCAUGUGUACGUACAGAGUCCUUCUUGAUAGUCUCAUGAAGUGGUCAAAAUACGUAGAAGUUUCUGGGCUCUUGAUGGAACUAAAAAACGAGGGUAUAGUUUUUAAUCUUUCAUCGUAUUCUCUUAUAUUUUGUUUGUGUGAUAGAGGAAAAGUUGGAGAAGCUUAUAAGCUUGUUGAAGACGGUUGGUUUACUCCAAAUAUAUAUACGUAUAACAUCUUGAUGAAGGGUUUUUUUCGAGUUGGUAACACCGAGAGAGCAAAACAAUUGUUUGAUGAAAUUAAGCGGAAGGGUUUGACUCCAGAUGAUUUAAUGUACCGGACGAUGUUCACUGGUUUCCGCAAGUUAAGGGAUUUAAACGCAGCAUGUGGAAUACUAGAUGAAGCGGCCCAGAAGGGCAUACCGCUAGCUCCGUAUGAGUAUGAUCGUCUAGUAGAUUACUGUUACAAGAUUGGAGAUUUGGAGAAAGCUAAGGAAUUGACUCAAAAAAUGACUGCCAUAGGUUUGACGUUGCGUUCUGUCGACACGUCGGACUUUAAAGAUCAAGAAACCAAAAGAAGUCAAAUGGGAAUAUGAUAAAGGAAGUAAAAUAGCUCUUAUUAGCAGCCUUGUUUGUUCCAAAUCUUUAUGGCACGGAAACCAAGAAGGGGAACGGAGAAAGGCUUGAUUUUUUUCUCGAAUGGCGUCGUGAUUGAAGGUCAAACAAACAGGGUCAACGGUUCCGAGCAUUGAAGUCUUUGAACUUUCAGAUGCAACCAUGAUAAAACAAUGACAGUAUCUAAAUAAUAACGAUAGGCCUACCGUUCGGUAGUUAGUUUUUUACUUUUUUUGGUAACCAAUUUGCUAGCAGGCUGGCUAAUACAAUGUUCAUAUUAUUUUUUUUUUAAAUUAUUUAGUUCCUUUAUCCUUUUGAAAACACCUGCAGAUGUUAGUGGUUAGCAAAUAGAAUGUAAAUAAAAUGUUGCAGAAAUGAGAAUUGAAGGUUAGCAAA
This is a messenger RNA of Helianthus annuus (common sunflower), 2974 nucleotides long. RefSeq names its product pentatricopeptide repeat-containing protein At5g61990, mitochondrial. Gene Ontology annotation, molecular function: protein binding. The record is from RefSeq and is a predicted model, not a curated record. NCBI's taxonomy places the organism in Eukaryota, Viridiplantae, Streptophyta, Magnoliopsida, Asterales, Asteraceae. The transcript is spliced from 2 exons. Bases 205 to 2559 code for a protein of 784 amino acids.